CCAGCACUCCCUGGACCUCCGUGUUGAGUUUUGUUUGUGGACCUCCUGCCUCGUGUGCUUAUAUUGACUGUUUUCUGAGUGAAUAAAUCAUUGUUAACUUUCUCUGUUUCCGCUCCUGUGUCUCUCUGCACCCUACACGUCACAGUUUUCAGUAUUUUUUUCAAUAUUAAUAUGGGCAAACUUUCUUUUUCUUGUUCAUAUGAAAGGUGACAUAUUCACAGGAUUGUGCAAAUGCUGUAUAGGUGAAGGACCUCGCAUGUGAGAUAAAAUAGAACUGUAAAUGUUUUAUUUUGGCUGACUGCUCCCACAUUAAAAUCAAAUCAGUGCUCGUUCUGAGCUGUAUUUACAUAUUUUUGGGUGUUUGUUUUAAUAGGAAUGGUUUUCUCCUCCUGUUGAUUUGUGUAUGUGUUGUAGCUGGAUACAGAGGCAGCUGACAUCCUCAAUGCGCUGCAGGUGAGGCUCAACACCAUCCUCAAAUACUUCAGCACCAUAUUUGCCAGCAGUUUCCAGACUCGUAUUAACGGCUGCAUGCGUCAGAUGGCUGAGAUCCUCUACCAGAUCAAUGGCCCACCCAACCACAACACCGCAGAGGCAGAUGCUGACGCCAUACUGAGGCCCCUCAUGGAGCUCCUGGAUGGGAAUCUCAGUAUCUUUGCGGACAUCUGUGAGAAGACGGUGCUGAAGAGGAUCCUGAAGGAUUUGUGGAGGAUUGUCCUGAGCAGCCUGGAGAAGACCAUCGUCCUGCCUCAGAGCAACGGCAGCAUGGGGGCCCAGCUCCUCACAGCAGCUAAAGGACUGUCUAAUCUCAAGGAGUGGCUGUCCACCAAAGAUGACGCCAAGAGUUCAACGCAGAAUACUCAGAGAGUGCAUGAUGGGAUGGGCAUCAGAAUCACUGGCAAUGAGAAGAUUCGACCUGACAGGGGCUGGGGGAUAGAGAAGCCCAUCGGAGAGGCCGUUCUGCAGAUCGACAUGAUGCUCGGGAAGGAACGCAAAGUCAACGUCAGAGUCAUCGCAGCGAACGACAUGAAGUGGCAGACAUCGGGGAUAUUCCGGCCUUUCGUUGAACUCUCCAUGGUUGGUCCCUUCCUGGCCGACAAGAAGGGCAAGUUCACCACAAAGUCCAAGAACAACAGCUGGAUGGCAAAGUUCAACGAGGCCUUCCAGUUUGUGCUGGGCAAGGGGUCCCCAGACUGCUAUGAGCUCCAGGUGACGGUGAAGGACUACUGUUUUGGCCGGGCGGACCGGGUGGUCGGCAUAGCCGUGGUCCAGCUGCGUGACGUCGCCGACCGCAAGAGCUGCGUGUGCUGGUGUCCGCUCGGGCCGCGCGUUCAAACCGACCGUUUAUAGCAGUAAACUUACAUAAGAAUGAAGCAUAGCUAAGUUGGUACUUGUUUUAUAUUAUAUUAUAUUCAUCCUGUCGGGUUUAUUUCUCCAUAGGAACCUGCUCACUCUACAUUAUCCCGCUUAGAACAGGGGUUACUACUAGAACAUUCAAUAACCUGACACAAUAAAUUGAUUAAAGCAUGUUUUAUUGAUUUCAAAUUAGCCUGCUCUCUUCUGUCACUGCUCUCACUAGCAUCGACACUGUAAGUAAAGAGAGUACAUUGCAUAGACCAACAGCAGCUGAUGCAGGCGUUCAGCAUCAUACAUUUCAAAGUCUGUUUCCAUUUUUGUCUCUACUAAGCAGUCAUGUGACCUGAUAUAGACUGACCUUGCCAUGUAUCAUUUCAUUUGGUAGCAUCCGAUUAAUGACAUUAUGCCUGGGUUCCUCCCUGAAGUUAACCCAAUGUCCUGUCAAUUUGUUGUAUCAGCUGUUGGCCGAAUGGAUCCAAACGCGCCUCCUGAUCUCAGCAGUAUGACCGGAGUUCCUUGGUUGGGACGUGGAAGAGCACUGCAGCCUCAGGAGCCGGCUGUAGGACGAAGUAGAGG
Messenger RNA from Chelmon rostratus (copperband butterflyfish), 1929 nucleotides. RefSeq names its product protein unc-13 homolog B-like. The transcript has 9 exons. Gene Ontology annotation, cellular component: neuromuscular junction; plasma membrane; synaptic vesicle membrane. Gene Ontology annotation, biological process: synaptic transmission, glutamatergic; presynaptic dense core vesicle exocytosis; neuromuscular junction development. NCBI's taxonomy places the organism in Eukaryota, Metazoa, Chordata, Actinopteri, Chaetodontiformes, Chaetodontidae. The record is from RefSeq and is a predicted model, not a curated record. The coding region runs from base 529 to 1347 and encodes 272 amino acids. Gene Ontology annotation, molecular function: diacylglycerol binding; calmodulin binding; syntaxin-1 binding.